GUGCACAUCCACCGUCAGUCAUGGCAUUUUCCAGAUCGUUGCGGAUAUUCCAAUUUCUGAAGACUGUCCACAGAGGACAACCUUGUUCCGUUGCACGAACCUUUCAUACACAGAGCGUGCUGUCGUCUCAGAAUAUUACAUUUGAAGAGAAACCCGAGUUCCCUGGUUCAAAGUCACAAUAUGUCCACAAACUGGAGUAUAUUCAGCCCGAGAUGCAAGAGGGUAUUCCUGUCUACAGAGUCAUGGGAAGAGAUGGGAAGAUUGUGGAUGAAACACAAGAUCCCAAGCUGGACAAAGACACUGUGAUAAAGAUGUACAAAGACAUGACUCUCCUCAACACCAUGGACCGUGUACUGUAUGAGUCACAAAGACAGGGCCGAAUCUCCUUCUACAUGACCAACUAUGGCGAGGAGGGAACUCACGUGGGAUCAGCUGCUGCUCUUGACCCCAGAGAUCUCGUGUUUGGUCAAUACAGAGAGGCAGGUGUGUUGAUGUGGCGGGGCUUCACUCUGGACCAGUUCAUGAACCAGUGCUAUGGCAAUUCAGGGGAUGCAGGGAAGGGGAGACAGAUGCCAGUCCAUUACGGCUCGCGGGAACUCAACUUCAUCACCAUCUCCUCAACUCUAGCCACACAGAUGCCUCAAGCUGCUGGAGCUGCCUAUGCAUUCAAGCUGAAGAAGAACGACCUGUGCGUGAUGUGCUACUUCGGGGAAGGGGCAGCAUCUGAAGGAGAUGCUCAUGCUGCAUUCAACUUCGCUGCUGUGCUAGACUGCCCAAUCAUCUUCUUCUGCCGCAACAAUGGAUAUGCCAUAUCUACACCUACAAAGGAUCAGUACAAAGGAGACGGUAUUGCUUCACGGGGAGCAGAGUACGGCAUUCUGACAGUCCGAGUGGAUGGUAAUGAUGCUUUUGCUGUGUACAACGCUACAAAGACUGCUCGGGAAAUGGCUAUCAGUCAAAGCAGACCUGUCCUCAUCGAGGCAAUGACUUACAGGAUUGGUCAUCACAGCACCUCUGACGACAGUUCGGCUUACCGGUCAGUGGAUGAAGUAAGCUACUGGGACAAACAGGACAACCCUAUCCGUUUACGCAACUACAUGGUGAACCAGGGCUACUGGGAUGACGACAUUGAAAAGGAGUGGAAGCUGGAGUCGAGGAAGAAGGUGAUGAAAUCAUUUGCAGCAGCAGAAAACCGCAAGAAGCCAAACCCAGAGGAACUGUUUCAUGACGUGUAUGAAGAAAUGCCGCCACACGUACGACGCCAGAUGCAGGAGAUGAAACAUCAUGUUCAACAAUACAAGGAACACUACCCCCUGGAGCACCACGACAAGAUGUCCUAACUCAUACACAGAAUCUCUCAGUUUUCAACACACUCUGUCAGUCCGUCACAGGUUCAAGUUCGUACGCAGAUAUUUAUCAAUUCAGCUCUAUCAAUUCUUUUAAGUAGUGAAUAUUUCAAACAGGACAGACAUAUUGACUGUACAGGCUUUCAGUGUUUCUCAGAUAUUACUGUGAAAAAUGGUUCACACUUAAUUUUCAUGCUGCCAAAAUGACUUUAUUUGUUGUGGUUUUUGAUUUUCAUUUUUGUGAUUGAAUGUCAGUAUUGAUAGUUAAUAAUGUUGAUAGAGCCUCCAUUUAUUUCCAGUUUUCAAACUGCCAUGUGUACCUAGAGCUAUGUCAAUAUCUUCGACAUGUGAGCGAAAUAUUCUCAAGUACGACGUAAAACCCAAUUUCACCUCACCUAUGUCAAUAUGUAAGGGCUUUUGGGCUGAAAUUAGGUGCAAACUUAAUUAUCUGCCCACUUGGCAAGAUUGGUUUGUUUAACAGGCAUGUAUGAUUUAAACAUGCCUGUU
Haliotis rubra (blacklip abalone) is the source of this 1853-nucleotide messenger RNA. RefSeq names its product 2-oxoisovalerate dehydrogenase subunit alpha, mitochondrial-like. Gene Ontology annotation, molecular function: oxidoreductase activity, acting on the aldehyde or oxo group of donors, disulfide as acceptor. Gene Ontology annotation, biological process: branched-chain amino acid catabolic process. Lineage: Eukaryota; Metazoa; Mollusca; Gastropoda; Lepetellida; Haliotidae. The record is from RefSeq and is a predicted model, not a curated record.